This is a messenger RNA of Trichomonas vaginalis G3, 2019 nucleotides long. Its product is annotated as ATP binding. Gene Ontology annotation, molecular function: ATP binding; ATP-dependent protein folding chaperone. The record is from RefSeq and is a predicted model, not a curated record. The coding region runs from base 1 to 2019 and encodes 672 amino acids. Gene Ontology annotation, cellular component: nucleus; cytosol. Gene Ontology annotation, biological process: protein folding. The transcript has a single exon. Lineage: Eukaryota; Parabasalia; Trichomonadida; Trichomonadidae.
AUGAUGUUUCUUGGAUUUUUGUUAUUAAUCCAAGAUUCACAUAUUAUAGCCAUAGACAUAGGUGUUGAUGGUUUUCGUGUUGCAUUGCCUAGUAAGGAUGACAAUGUUUUGAUCAUUAGUUCUCCAGAAUGCAAAGGUUUGUUUCCAACAACUCUCGAGAUUUCACCAAUCAAAGGAAACAUUCCGAAAACGAUAAACCACUCAAACAUACAUAAUCUCCGCUUUAAAUUCUUAAGUCCGAAAGAUCAUAUCAAAAAUCCAAAUUCCACAAUCCUUCAUCCAACAAAUUUCUUGUGCAGACUUUCAUCACCGGAAUUUAUGCAACAGACAUACAAACGUAAAUAUUUACAUCGAAAAUCUUUGUAUUUGAACUCAUAUCACGUCACUAGUGGCUUAUUACCACAAAUAGUCACAUCAACAGUAUUAGCACGUAUCAAAUCAGCAUUUGAUCAAAAUGAAUUCGAUAUUGGAAAAACAAUUAUCACAGUUCCUAAAUUUUGGGUGCAAAAUCAACGAGAAACAAUCUAUCAUCCAGCCAAAAAAUUAAAUUUACAUCCUACAAUUAUCGAUUCUAGCUCUGCAAUUGGCGCACAUCUCGCUAGAAAAUAUCGAACUUUUUUAUCUAAAUUUCCACACAGAAUUCUUGCAAUAGAGAUUGGUAUUUCGUCAUGUGAAUCCACAAUCUUCGAAUUUACACGCAAAGAAACACUUUUUGCACAUGAAUUAAGUUAUUAUUGGACAGACCAAGCGGGAACACGAGAUUUCGAUUGUGCAGUUGCAGAUUUACUCCAAAAGAUCACUAAAACACCAUUAGAUCCAGAAAAUGAGAUCCUUAGACUUGAAGAAGCGAAAACAAUCCAGAAAUUACUUCGAAAGAACGAAACUGUCUCAGGAUAUUACAAUGGCAUCCCAUAUAAGAUCACCCGCAACCAAGUAAAGUCAGUUUGUGAAGAAUAUUUCAAGAAAAUUUUACAUAUGAUCGAUCGACAGUUUUUAAUUGUUCCAAACAUCGAAAUUGACCUUGUUGAGAUCAUUGGAUCCGGUGCGAAACACUUUGCAAUCUAUGAUCUGUUGAAAAACGUCUUUGGCGAAAAUCGAAUUAAAAUUGAUCAUCAUCCAAAGGAUUACAUCGCAAUUGGAGCAUGUGUCAUGCCAAUACAGAAUGUCUCCAUUGAUUACUCCCCUUUGUAUCCAACAGAACUCAUCCAGGACAAAAACAGAGUUUUAUUUGUUGGAUUUAAAUGGGUUAACCCAUUUAAGUCAGGAACAGUUCAAGUCGGAGUUCCUGUAGAACACAGAGUUCCUAUCGGAGUUCCUCACAUUUAUUUAUGGGGCCAAGUCACAGAAAAUACGGUUUUUCGACGAAAUCCGUCCCAAAUUUUGAAAUUAAAGGACUCAAAUAGGAAAGUGAACAUUCCAUGGCUCGAAGAAACACUUAGGACUACACAAUACAUCGUAAACUUCGUUGACGAACGAGAUAAAACUCGAAAUUUCUAUGAAAAUUCUUCAUCUUUUUUUGAUGAGAUAAUUGAUGAUAUCAGGGAUGGAGAAGAUCUUUGUGUGGUCAUGCAUCAACUGGAAAGAGACGAAAUUGUUGAAAAACUUUUGGAAAUUAAAAGAAAAUUUAGAAGUAGAACGGAUUUCACCAUGAACGAGAUAGACAAGAUGAUCCAUGAAGCAUAUGAUGUAUACAGUCCACCGAAAAAGAGGUUGGAAAACAGAUUAACCAUUCUAAAAAUGAUUGACAAAUAUUAUUCAAGAAUUUAUAGUAUUUUAGAGGAACUUUCUGCAUCGUUGUCAUCUAUCAAGACUAUAAAACUGAAUAAUCCACUCGUAGAAGAGCUACUUCGACCUGCAGCGGAAUUUCAACUUUGGCUCGAUGAGAAAAUGAAUGCUUUUUAUACAAGUGACCCAACAACUUGUCCUAACUUAUGGUGGUUCGAUAUUGAGAAGAAAUUGGAUGAUCUCGAAGCACUUUAUAAAACUAAGGUCAAAAGACUGCGUGAAACUUAUCAAUAG